This is a messenger RNA of Vigna angularis (adzuki bean), 1341 nucleotides long. RefSeq names its product EID1-like F-box protein 2. The record is from RefSeq and is a predicted model, not a curated record. The transcript is spliced from 3 exons. Gene Ontology annotation, molecular function: protein binding. Lineage: Eukaryota; Viridiplantae; Streptophyta; Magnoliopsida; Fabales; Fabaceae. Bases 166 to 912 code for a protein of 248 amino acids.
UGUUUCUGUUUAUGGUUCUUUUUCUUGCUUUUUUUUUCAUCUUCUUUGGUUUUCUUCCUCGUACUUUCUCUUCUCUUUAUCUCUUUGCAUUUUUGCUGCUUCGAGUUGAGUGUGUUGCCCUGUGCUUUUUGUGGACCGAAUUGUCCCUUCUCAGAGGUGAAGAAAAUGAUUCUCACUAAGCAGUAUCGAUGUGUACAUUCAGCUAGCUGUCAAUGCACCAAGGGACAUUUAAGUGAAGAUGUGAUAUUCUUGGUGUUUCAGCGUUUGAAUUGGAACCCCAAUCUAAUUGCUACACUGUCGUGUGCAUGCAAAUGGUUUGAUGAUAUUGCAAAGAGGGUUUUAUGGAAAGAGUUUUGCAGAACAAGAGCUCCUAAGAUGAUGCUUGAUCUGCAAUCCAGUGGAAGUCACAGUGCAGAUGGGAACUGGAGGGCUCUGGGGAAGCUUCUCAUAUUCUGUUCUGGUUGCACACAAGGUGGUUUGUUCGAUAAUGUUGAGGUUCCUGGUCAUUUUGUUAACAAGACUCGGUUUUCUAAAACACUAGGAAAGAGCUUUCUCAUGCCACAGUGUCUGAAUGAUGUUUUGUAUGUGUCUGAGCCUUGUGAGCAUAUUGACCAAGGUGAAGCUGGUGAUUUAGGAUUCUUCAGAGGAAUUUUCAAGUCGUUUGCAUCAUCAAACGUUAAGAAGAUGAUAAUUAACAGAGGUGCACAGCUCCAUCCAACCGAGAUUUGCCCCUAUUGUAAGGCUAAGUUGUGGAGUAUGCUACAGGCCAAUAUGAUUCCACAAACUGCUAAGUGCAGGUUGGGUUCCCAUAAAGAUUAUAUUGAGUAUUAUGUCUGCCUAAAUGGUCACUUGCUUGGGGUCUGCACAUUGUUACCACUGUCUGAUUCAGAGGAUGUAUCUGAAAAUGAGUAAGAUAUUAAUGAUUCUCAGGUGUUUCAGUUUAUUAUUGGUUAAAAGUUUGUAGAAAUGGAUACUAUUCUCUCAUCAGAAUUGAAGUUUCAUCUGGGUAAUAUCCAUUGACAUUUAUUAGAAUUUUUAUUAUGCAGAUUAUCAAGAUGAAACUCCAAAUCUGAUUAGAGAACACACCAACAACACGAAUGAUGUUAGACCAGUUUGGUUAGACUUUGAAAAUAUUUUUAAGAUAAUCACUUAACAGUUAAUUUUUUUUUUUAAAAAAAAAGGGAAACUGUUUAUUUAUAAGAUAAGCAGAUUAGACAAACACCCAAAAGAAUCUGAAAUAUGUAUAUUCUUUUAAAAAACACUUUUUGAAAAAAAUGAAGACAGACAAACUCAUUCAUUGUAUGCAUUAUCUAAUUUUCAUCUGAAAUUGUGAUGUUUCCU